Torulaspora delbrueckii is the source of this 729-nucleotide messenger RNA. RefSeq names its product haloacid dehalogenase superfamily protein. The transcript has a single exon. The record is from RefSeq and is a predicted model, not a curated record. Gene Ontology annotation, molecular function: phosphatase activity. NCBI's taxonomy places the organism in Eukaryota, Fungi, Ascomycota, Saccharomycetes, Saccharomycetales, Saccharomycetaceae. The coding region runs from base 1 to 729 and encodes 242 amino acids.
AUGCCGAUUGAUGAUGUACUAACUCUCGAUAGAAAAAUUAGAGCAUGUCUUUUUGACAUGGACGGGUUGCUUAUCAACACCGAGGAUAUAUAUACGGCAACUCUAAAUGAGAUCCUUGCCCAUCAUGGUAAGGGUCCACUGACGUGGGAUGUCAAGAUCCAUCUACAAGGUUUGCCAGGUCCAGUCGCUGCUGAAAAAGUCAUUAAGACCUAUGAUCUGCCACUGACCUGGGAAGAAUACGAAAGACUGAAUGUUGAAGUUCAAUCGAACAAAUGGGGCGACUGUGCUUUUCUACCCGGUGCUCUUGAGCUGAUCAAGCACCUGAAAUCCAAGAACAUACCAAUUGCUCUCUGUACUUCAUCUGGUAAAUACAAAUUCGAGAACAAGACCAAGCAUUUGCAACAUGGCUUUGAGCUAUUUGAUGCAGUUGUUACCGGUGAUGACAAGAGAAUCCCAGAGGGCAGGGGUAAACCAUUUCCAGACAUCUGGCAAGUUGGUUUGAAACAGUUGAACGAAGCGGAUGGUACCGAUAUCAAACCGGAGGAUUGUCUUGUCUUCGAGGAUGGUAUCCCAGGUGUGAAAGCUGGUUUGGCAUUUGGUGCCUAUGUCAUUUGGGUUCCUCAUCCCGGUGCGGUCGAAUACUUGGGUGAUACUGUGCAGCUGUUGAACGGGAAUGGUGAGAUCUUGAAAUCUCUUGAGGACCUGGAAAAGUCCAAGUACGGCCUUUGA